Messenger RNA from Elgaria multicarinata webbii, 10938 nucleotides. It is a transcript of the gene SZT2, whose product is annotated as SZT2 subunit of KICSTOR complex. The transcript is spliced from 72 exons. NCBI's taxonomy places the organism in Eukaryota, Metazoa, Chordata, Lepidosauria, Squamata, Anguidae. Gene Ontology annotation, cellular component: peroxisome. The record is from RefSeq and is a predicted model, not a curated record. The coding region runs from base 17 to 10702 and encodes 3561 amino acids.
UGGGAAGGUGCCAGCCAUGGCGGCCUCUGAGAGACCUGAUUCAGAGGUAGAGGAGGCUGGACAGGUCUUCCUCUUGAUGAAGAAGGACUACCGAAUUUCACGCAAUGUGCGCCUGGCCUGGUUUCUUGGUCGUUUGCAUCAGGUUAUCUGUGCAGUGCCUGAACCGGAACUGGUUAAAUCAGACAAUGAGUUGGAUAUUCUCAGCAUACUGCCAAACAGCUGGCAACCUGAUGAACCUGUGCAGCCCAGGCCAUACCUCCUAGUGCCUUCCACACAAGUCACUUUCCUUGCACGCCAGUACCGUUUUGUGAUUGAACUGGACCUGAGCCCAUCUACAGGGAUUGUGGACGACUCUACAGGGGAGAUCAUUUUUGAUGAAGUGUUCUAUGCCCUCUCCCGGUGUUUAGUGGGAUUGUUAAAACCCUUUCGAAUCCCAGGCUCAGACAUUAUCUACCAACCUGAGAUCUUCAUCACUAUCCAAGCAUAUUCUUCCAUCAUUGGCCUGCAGACACACCAGGUGCUGUUCCAGGGUUGUCUUCUUGAUGAGACCAAAACAGAGGCCUUCCUGCAGCAAGUAUAUAUGCAGCUGUGCGCCUUUGAAAAUAAAGUGGCUGAGAUGCUCCAGCAGCAAUAUGAGCCCAAAACUCAGGUGGACUUGUCAUCCCUCAACCAGGAGCGUCUGUGUGAUCCUCAGGAGCCCUUGGGGAGAAAGUUGGGUGUUUCCAUGGUUACUGCUGAUGUUGGGCUUGUCAGCAUGAUUCGACAGGGAAUUCUGGCACUGCAGCUGCUGCCUUCCAACUCCAGUGCAGGGAUUAUUGUGAUCACGGACGGUGUCACCAGUGUCCCAGAUGUAGCUGUUUGUGAAACUCUGCUCAACCAACUGCGCAGCGGGACUGUGGCCUGUUCCUUUGUUCAGGUUGGGGGAGUCUACUCCUAUGACUGCAGUUUUGGUCAUGUCCCCAAUGUGGAACUCAUGAAGUUCAUUGCCAUGGCAACAUUUGGCGCAUAUCUUUCCACAUGUCCUGAGGUGGAGCCUUCUAGUUUGGACCUGAAUGUCUAUCACAAAGCAUUUCUGCUGUACUCCUUUCUGCGCAGUGGGGAAUCCCUGAACCCUGAGUAUUACUGUGUGUCCCAGCACAGACUCUUCAAUGAACACCUUAUCUCCGCAAGCAGCAACCCUGCCUUGGCUAUGAGGCGGAAGAAACAUACAGAGAAGGAGGUGCAUGCUGAUCUUAUCAGUAUCGUCUCUGUGCGGCUGCGAGAAGGUUAUAGUAUCCGUGAGGUCAAUGUCACAAAAAGUGGCACUCAGCUAGAAGUGAAGCUAGUCUUGCUGUGGAAGCACAACAUGAGAAUUGAGUACCUGGCCGUGGCCCCAUGGCCCCUGGACCCUUCGAAGCGUAGCACAUGGGUGGAGGUGACUAUGGAGGGCAGCUAUGACAUCUUGCAUGACAUCAGCUGCACAAUGCGGAAGCCCAUCACCAGCCUGUACCGCACAACUGUGAUACGCCGCUUUUGGAAUACCCUGCAAAGCAUCAAUCAAACUGACCAGAUGCUGGUUCAUCUGCAGUCCUUUGACAGUGUUCCGGAGCACUUCACCAUCCCUGAAAGCACGAGGAACGGGGUGCCACUGUUCUACAUUCCUCCAGGUUCCACUACACCGGUACUGUCAUUGCAGCAUAGCAGCUCAGAUUCCUGUCACUCGCAGUUUGCAGCUUACUGGAAGCCCAUCCUGUCGAUGGAUGCCAACUUCUGGCAGAGGUGGCUGCACAUGCACCGCAUUGUUAUCCUCUUGGAACAUGACAUGCCGGUCCCAAAGCAUUUGCACACCCCAGGCAACAAUGGGCGCUAUAGCACUAUCCAGUGCCGCAUCUCGCACUCAGCACUGACUUCUUUGCUGCGCGACUGGAGUAGCUUUGUGCUGGUAGAAGGCUACUCCUAUGUCAAGCUCAUGCGCAGCUCUGAGGAUCAGCCUCCUUUUUCGUUUUACGUGGUGCGGAUCAUUUCCAAAAACCCCUGCAUGGUUCUUCGGCUGGGAUUCCCCAUCGGGACGCUUGCGAAGAUCAGGAACGAAAUCGUAGAUGAAUUAAGAGGUCGUAUCCUGCAGCUACGCUUCCCACACAGAGUACAGAGCAAAGAGGCAACUCCGAAAGUGAAGAGGAAGGCCCUUGGUGGCAGCUCCCCGUCAAAGUCGCCUCCUGUGCCUGGGGCCCAGCCAACCCUCUCAGACAGACCUUGCCUUAUAGUGCUGCAUAAGCCGCUGGAGAAACUCCUGAUCAGAUAUGAGAAACUGCCCUCUGACUACCGUGUUCCUUGCCUUCUCCUCCCCCUGGAGACUCCCCCCAUGUCGGGCCCUCUCACCCUGGUGGCCAACCGCACAGCUUCCUCCACCCUGGCCUCCUUGUCUCGCUACUUCUAUCACCAGCGCUGGAUCUGGUGUGUGCAGUCGGGGCUGGUACCCGCAGUGCCCAUCACAGCGGUGGCACAGCUGCUGUCCACUCUCACAGAGGUUCGUCUGUCUGAAGGCUUCCAUUUUGCAUCCAGUGGCGAUGGAAUUAUCAGCAUGGUAUUAGAGUUGCCCAUGAAGAGUGAUUCCUCAAGAGAGAGUGGUAAUGAGAAGCACACCUGCAUUGUCCAAUAUGUGCUGUUCCCUCCACAUUCCACUUCUACCAAAGACAGUUUUUCUACAGAUGACGACAAUGAUACAGAGGUGGAGGCCAUCGAGGUGGACAUGGAGCUGAACCUUGUGACGGAGUGCUGGGUGGAGCCACAAAGCGGCUGUGUGGAUGGUUCACUGGACAGCUGGCGGCACUUGCAUGGCCUUUCUUAUCAGAAAAUCCCCAAAGCGCUCUACCCUCGAGAUCUGAUGUGCAUCCAUACCAUGCUUGCCUUUGAGUAUAUCAGCCAACUGUGCCAGAACAAGGACUGGGUCUUCCCUGCCUGCGAUCCAAGGCCCACUACUGCUGAAGGUCGUGAUGCUGGAAGUGGCUCCCGUGUGAAUGAGAUUCCUUUCCAGUUUGAUCUCAUGAAGCUACUGCCCAAGUGUCAGCAGAUUGAAAUGUUUUUCCUGAUGCUAACUGGAGAGGAGGAUGGGAUCGCAAAGGAUUCUUCGGUCUUGCCCAAUGAGAUGCUUCUUGGCCUGUUACAUGGCUGUCUCCAGCAUGACCUCAGUGACAGGGAGAUCAUGCUAUCCGGCCCAGAUCACAUCACUUUCAUGGAGCAGGUGCUGCAUCGAGAAAGAGAUGGGCACCCACCCCCAUUUAUGCUCCCCGUGGUCCAAGAGCCCACAAAGUCCUCCAUGCCGCCUGAAAAUCUGGGUCCGACGAACGCUUACCUCUCUGUUGGCAACAAAGACAUGGCUCCCUCUGCAAGUACACGCCAGGCUUCAGACAAUGCAGAGGGUUCAAGAAAUGAUACCUCUCCAGCAUCCGAUGCUUUUUCCCCCCAAUGGCGAUGCUAUGCCAAACUGGUGAAUCCACAGCAUCUUUUCCUCACCUUCCUACCAGCUACAUUCCCAGACAUACAGAGAUUGAUGACUUACGAGCCAGAAAAACCUUCCAAAGAUGCAGAGCUAAUACCUCCUCAAGGAGCCAAGGAGCCGGAAACUGUGGGGUUGCUUCCAACCGUCAGUGUUACACCAGCCAAUGAAACUGGCCAGGACUCAGGAGAUCCAGAUGCUGCUCCAAGGAGAGAAGGACGCAUCUCCUUCAGCCGCCAGCCAUCUCAGCCUGACCUGGGCGAGAGCUGCCGAGCCCGCUGCCCUGUUUAUGUCUACAGCUGCUCCUUGGAGCUGCUGCGGGAGCAGAUGAUCAGCGCCAGGCCAGAUAAGCCUCUGCGGGAUAUUUUUUUCAGAAGCCAGUCUGUGGAGCGCCCCACCAGUGCUCCCUGGCUAGAUCCCAAGCAUAAGGAAUUGGUGAGUUACUGCACCUUGCUGCAAGAACAUUCCCACCAGUGCUAUGUGAAAGGGCUGUUCCGGAGCCUGCAGCAGGGUCACAACAUCAGCUGCCCCGACCUGCUCAUAGCCAUGGAUUACUGUGAGGAGCUUCUGCAGGAAAUAGACAUCACUAGCUUCCUCCUUACACUGUGCAGUCACGUACGCUCCUUCUGUGAGCGCCACCAGCGCCUGCCCACCAGCCUGGAGGGGGACGUGACGCCAGCCUCCCGAAGGCGGGGCGUGCUAGUUUCGGUUUCCAGUGCUGAAACAGAGGAUUUUAGCGAACCAGAAUCCCAUGUCUCUGCCUGUCCUUCCCAAGAGCCCAGCCAGAGCUGCUGUCCAGAGUUCCCCCUCUCGCUGCUAGACAGCAGCCAACCCUGCGAAGUGUACCCUGACUUGCAGAGGAUCAUCCAGGAGAAGUUCUUGGAGAUUGGUAGCUUGCAUUUUAAGCCAGUGCCAUCCAAUCCUCAUUAUUACUUCUAUUGCCCUCCUUCUGCCAAAAAAGAGGAGGAGACCUCACGGGACCAAGCAGAUAGGAAAUGCAGUGAAGACGUAGAGAGCUCAGAAACUGAUCUGGCAGCUGAUGAAGGGAAUGCGUCCGCCUGCGGCAUCUGCACUGAGAGCGACCCUGAGCUGGAGGUGGAAUAUCGGGAGCGGUUGGACCACGAGUUCCUGGAGACAGACUCCCUGUCGGACUCCAACACUGUGAACCAGGACGAGGACUCCUUCAGCGUGCUGGGAGACUCCCUGGCAGAGCAGGAGCUGCUGGAGCAGGACAUGCCGCCCCUCUUUGUGCACCUGACCUGCUCCGUGAAGCUGCGCAGCCAGCACAGUUCCAUGCCCGUUCGCUCGCUGCCCACCUGCCUGGGAGAGGUGCUGGGCUGCCUGGAGAGCUGUAAGGCGCUGCACGCCAUCGACCUUUCCGACCUCUGCGUGACCCUUGACAUUUUUGUCCUGACCCUUCCCCUGGAUAUCGAAAUGGUGAACGAUUUGCAUCACAAUCGGUACACCUCUGAGAGUAGUGUCUCGUUCACCCGUUCCCCAGGGCGGCCCUCCUCCUUCCGCUCAGAUGAGGAGCUUAUACACACCUUGGAUAGGCUGCCAUCAACUGUGGAUGAUGGGCAUCCCGCACUCUCCAAUCUUCCUGGAGUGCACAGACAAGCUGUUGAAGCCACGAUGACGGAGAUCCGCUGGCUCUUGGACGAUGAGAUUGUGUCAGCGUUACGCCACUCACGUCCAGUCACCGUGGACACUUUGAGCCGGGUGGCUGCCCAUGUUAGAAGUUCUCAAGGCCGUCCAAGUUGCCAUUGCGAGGCUGUCCCAUUGCAGUUUGUGUUUGGGCCUGAGAGCUCUCUGGAAAGGUUUCGUGAGGAGUUCCAGAGAAUGACUCUCCCUGGCUACUUACUUAAUGCUGAGGGGAAUGAUUUUUACUACGUUUCUGUCAGUCGCCUGCAUGGCCCGCUAGGUGGGCCCAGCUCUUCAGCCACUCUUGAGAGCACUAUGACCGGAGGUCGGUGCGAAAGCAGCAACAAAACAGAAGGCUCUCUGCCCUGUUCUACUCCCCCUGAGGAUGCUCAUGGUCUCUGGGCAUGGCCAGCAAGUGAGAACAAGGCUGGGCUGGAGUCAGGAGAAUUCCUGGGCAUAAGCAGCCACGUGCAUGGUGAGAUGUUGGACGAGAUUCCACAACAGGAUCAGGCCAUUCCUUUGGAGCGUGGCUCCCUGGAUGAGGAAGCUACUUUGAUCCAGCCACAGCCUCUGCCUUGCUCCUCGGAGAAGUGGAACACUGAGAAAUACCCGUCGGCAGCAGCGUCUGUAGCCAGCCUGGCAGACUCUGUGACCCCAGGUUGUGGGAAGCCACGUCCCAGUCGGGUGCAGAGCCUGGUGUCGAGCCAAGGCAGUAUGGAUUCUGAUCUCCUAGGGUAUGACGGUGGCAGCAGUGAUUCUGAAUGUGAGGAGGCAGUGAUGAGCGACCUGGAACCCAAGUGCCCCCUCAUGCCUGACUUCUGGCUGAUCAUAAAGAUCCACCAGGACCGGGUGGAAGUCUAUUCCCAUACACGCAGCUUGAGUGCAGUGAAAGCAUCACAGAACGAAGAAGGGGAAUGUGUACAUCUUCACCGUAAUGUGGUGAAGAAAAUUGGCGAGAUCUGCCGCAUUGUUAACCAGCGGUUGUUGCUACAAGACCUGCACGACAGUCACAUUUGCAAUUCUCUGCUGGUGGCUGAGAGUGAGGAGGAUAUCUGGAAAAGCGAAACACCGUACACCUAUCGGCAGCGCGUUGGGCCUGAUGAUUACCCUGGAGAGGAGAGCUACCAGUCCCGUGACUAUCUUGCAGCCACUAUGCAAUUCAUCCCUGGACACUUUGCCUGUGAUGCAGUCUGGAGCACCACCAUCCAUGUACAUUCACGGCUCAAGAUGGGGCCCAAUAUGGGUGUCGCACGUGCCAUCCAAGCGCUGCGCUCUGUGCUCAAUGCCUUUUCAGUUGUUAACAGGAAGAAUAUGUUUGUUUACCAAGAGCGUUCAACCAAGUCUGUUUUCUACUUACGACUUUCCGAAACCACCGCCGGUGGGAAAGGCGGGGAAGGUGAAAUUCAGAGCCUUGCAUGUCGUUCGUUGGCACUUUCACGCAGCCAGGAGCCCAUAUACAUUGAGGACAUGACUGGCUCUCGCUCGUCCUUGGAGACAGCCUCUUGCCGCAGUGUGGAUUCGGCCCGGCCCGUGAGCCAGGUGGACAGGCACAUCCAGCUAGUGGUUCACGGAGUGGCACAGGCAGGACCUGAGAUCACAGAUGAGCUGGUGAAGGUUCUACGCAGGCGUCUGGAUGAGGCCACCUUGGAUAUCAUCACGGUUAUGCUCGUGAGGAACUGCAAACUCACCCCGGCUGAUGUGGAGUUCAUACAGCCGCCUGGCAGCCCGCCCACUGAAGUGCUGCAGUUUGCUCUCCCCCCUUCCUGCCUGCCCUGGCUCCCAGCUGUGGCCUGCUAUCUACGUCAGAACCUGUUGAUCUUCCUGCACACACCCAAGUACACAGACAGCAACGUGGGGAACCACUUCAAGCACUAUUUUCACCAGAGCAGUAGUAGCCCCGACCAGGAUCUUUACCUGUACAACAAGCCUGGAGGCCAGGGCACGGGUGGCAAAGGCAUCGCGUGCAUUGCCCUUUCCUUUGUGGACGACGGUGGCAAUCCGAUCUCGUUGGCUCGCUGGGUGCAGCCCGCCACAGCCCUGCUGAGCACGUCGUUUCUGCAGGAGGCAGAUUUCGAGAGCUUGACUGCUGUCAGCAAGCACCAGGCUGAGCCUGACCCAUCGAAGCCAGCCCUCUGUCCUCUGGUGCGCCUCGACAUCUGGGAGAAGGGGAACAUCAGCUUGCUGCAGCUUUCCGAGCGGCUGCGCAGUGCUCUGCGCCAUGCCCUCUGCGAUGCCCUCAUGGAGUUCCGUGUCCUGCCCAAUCCAUUGUGUUUUGAGCCGUCCGCUGAGCUGGAGGAUCCAGGGAAUGUGGGAAGUCUGCACCGGACGAUGUCUGAAUCGAAGGGGCUGAAGCGGCCUGCCGGAGGCAGGGGUUGUCCUCCCUCCCUGCCUUUCGCUGGGCCCACUGCUGGUGCUGCUGCCGCCGUUGGCGAGCCAGUCACACCCACCAACAGGAUGGGGCGACGCAGCUUCUGGGACAUGCUGAGCAAACCAGAGAUGGUAGAGCAAGGAAGCCCCAAGACCACCGACGACAUCGUGCUGGAGCGGCCUGAGGAGAGCCGCACCCGCCGCCGCCACAAGACCGAGUGCGUCAAGCAGCAGCCCUCGAGCCAGGAGCGCAUGGCUGCAGCUGCUGAGCAGGGCCAGAGCCAGAGGCAAGCGCGGCGCUGGGCCUGCCAACUCGAGGAGGGAGACGUAGGAAUCCUGCACCCAAUUUUCAGUCAGACCUGCCAGUCCUGGAUGGCAUUCAUGAACCGCCUGGGGUGUCCCUCUGUGCAACAAUGUGCCACGGAGAGCGUGUCCCGCUUCCUGCUCUCCUCCGUCAUGCUUGAGUUCGUGAACCUAGUGACCACUUUGGCAAAUGACACCUCCGUCAAAGUGUUUGAGAAGGUCAGUGGUCCCCAAGGGAUGUCCUUCGUGCCCUAUUCCCUGACACCCAGCACCAGCGCUCGGCCAGCGGUGGUUCGACACUUCACCCUGCUGGGGCGUAGCUUCCACCAAUGGCGCUGCAGCACAGAACAAGCCCUCAAAGGAUUCCAGCAUUUUGAGGCCGCUGAGCUUGGCUCUGCAGAGAAGGGCUGUGAUGUAGCCCCCCGGCAAAGGUUCCUGUUCAUGGAGAUCAUUGACAAAAAGCUGGUGCUUUACACCUACAAUUGGUCUGUGGACUUGGGCAGCGCCCUGAGCAGCUCCCUGACGCGCUUGCUGCAGUGGCAGAAUGCCCGUGCCCAUGUGGUGCACUGCCUGCUCAGCCAGAAGCUGGGCCUCUUCCACCACUACUGCUACAUGGACACUCCGUGGCACGAGGACAGCAAACAGGAGCCAAAUCCCUUCCUGAACUCCACCCUAGAUGUGGACACCCUGAUUCGGAGCUCCAGCGUCCCUCCCAGCAAAGAACAAGGUCGGCUCAGCAGCUCCGCACGCACCUUGCCGCCUCUGCACUUUCCUCCCGACAUGGUGCCCUUUGAUGAAGCCCUUCGGGAUGUCUCGGUCAACCGGCCCAUCAUUAUCAGCCCAGAGCCAGCUGCCCUCGACCGUGUAGCCCAGCAUGGAGCUCAGUUCUUGGAGAUCAAGAACAUUGAGCGGAAAGAGCUGGAGAAACAGAUGAAGAUUGAGAACCUCUUUGUGACAUGGCAACAGCGAUCUGCGCAGUCCAACAUGCCCAUCAGUCUUGCAGAUCUGGAAACCCUGAAGCAGUCGUCGCGCUUGGUCCAUUACUGUGCCACUCCGCUACUCUUCGAUCCCAGUUUCCGGCAGCAGAUUCAGGCGGACCAACAAAGCAAGCCGGAAGGAAAGAAGCGGCACCGCUCGAACGACUCCACAGCGUCCAGCCGGGACCGCAGCCACAGCUGUGACUCUGCCGAGGGGUUGCCCUGUCGGACCAAGGAUGAGGCCUGGCUGCUGGAGCUGUGCCACACUUUCCUGCAGCAAUAUAUCCAGUACCUGCAGAGCAUGGGCUUCAUCCUGGUGCAGGUGCGCCCUGCCUCACCCACCCGCAGCAGCACCAGCCGGAUCAGAGCUCUGGCAGCAAUGAGCAGCGAGGCGCGGGGCUCCUUCUCCUACACCAGGCCCAAGGCUGAUGGGAGCCCAAAGAGCACCAGCCCUCCGGUCACCGUCUACCAUUUGCAGAGAGCUCUGCCUGGAGGCAUCGUGUUAAUGGAGCUUGCUUUCCAGGGCUGCUAUUUCUGUGUGAAGCAAUAUGCGCUGGAGUGCUCCCGAAUCCCCAUGGGCCAGACUGUCAACUCACAGCUUUCUAUGCUCUUCACGGAGGAGUGUGACAAGGUACGUGAUCUCAUGCACGUGCACUCAUUCAGCUAUGAUUUCCACCUGCGUAUUGUACACCAGUACUUGCUUGGAUCUCACAUGGCACUGCGACAAGGUUAUCAUCUCACCAGUUUCCUGGAAGACUUCAUUGCUCAGCACCCUGAUAUCCCUAAGUUUGGACGCAAUCACAUCUUCCAAGGUGCCCUGGGCUUGCCUACCAAUACCAUCACAGCCCACCAGCUGUACAACUAUAUCACUGACCAUGCCAGCACCUACCAUAUGAAGCCGCUGCGCAUGGCCAGGCCAGGGACCAGCCCUGAAGGGAAGAAGGGGAAUCCUGGCCUCGAGCAAAAUGAGUACGCCCUAGUCUCCAUCUGGAACAGCUCAGGUUCCUACAAGGAUUCAGAGGGGCUACGUCACCACGAUGACUUUGAUGUGUCCAUGUUGGUGUGCCACAGCGCUGCGCCCUUUGAGGAGCAGAGUGAGUCAGAGCGACAUAUGCUACGGUUGCACUUUUACGUGAUCAUGACAAGCCAAAGGGAGCUGUUCCCGCGACUAACUGCUGACAUGCGGCGCUUCAAAAAGCUGCCCCGCCUACAGCGGGAGGCACUGGAACCAGUUCUGGGACGUGCAGCGUGGGAGACGACAGAGGAGGGCUGGCAGCGGAAGGAAGCCCCAGAGCCCUGGGAGGAGGUGGAGGACAGUGGGGAGUUCUAUGCCGGCGGCCCUCAGGUCAAGGUGGGGCCUGGGCUCUUCUACACAUCCCCACUGUUUCCACUGCUUGCCUCGGAGGUGGCUGCUGCCCAGAAGCAGCUCAGCAACAUGGUGCAGCUUGCCAAGUGCCACUGCCGCCGUGACAACCUCUGGAAGCGGCUCUUCCUGCUGGAGCCCCUUGCCUCUGACAAACUGAAGCUGGGCAAGCUCUCGCUUGGUGAGCUGGAAGAACUGCUGGAUGCCGUGCACAGGAAAUCCAUUGCUGACAUCGAUCCCCAGUUGAGCUGCUUCCUCACCAUGACAGUCUCCUGGUACCAGAGUCUCAUCAAGGUGCUACUAAGUCGUUUCCCACAGAGCUGUCGCCAUUUCCAGAAUGCAGAUGCUGGUACCCAGUACCUGGUCGUUCUGAACCAGAAAUUCACGGACUGUUUUGUGCUUGUUUUCCUUGAUUCCCAUUCAGGAAAAACGAGCCUGACGGUGGUUUUUCGGGAGCCGUUCCCAGUACAACCGCAGAACAGCGAGAGCCCCUUGCCACAGCUCGUGUCCACAUACCACCAUCUGGAAUCUGUCAUAAACACAGCUUGCUUCAACCUCUGGACAGGGCUGCUCUAAUAUUGGCUGAUCCUUCCUGUUUGGGACAUGCUGCACAGCCCAGCUGUCAUGGGGCUGGAAUGAAGGAGAUGCCACUGCCUGACGUGAAGCUACUGCUGGCUGAAUCACCGGUCAGAACACUUUGAAGGACUCUGACUGAGCUGGAUGGAAUCACAAAGGGAGUGGGACUGCGCGGAGCCAGGGGCACAGCAUGGCCAGCCCAGCUGAAAGGAUGGCACAUGCUUUCCCAAAGAAAC